GGCCUCGCCGUCGGCUUGAGUCUUGUUGCCGUGCUGGCGGUGGCCGGGAUUGCCGCAGUCCUGAUCGUGUUGCGUCGCCGACAUCUGCGGGCCAACGGCGCAAAGAGUCAAGCCUGUGAGAACGGCGUCCGUCCACAAACUGGCCAGCAUCUCUCGCAGCGCCAGCAACGUCGAGACGGAUCGAGGAUGACGGAGUGCGUGGCUCUGAAACACAGCCUCCUGGACGAAGCCGUCCUCUCCAUGAGCCCUGUAGUUCAGUCUCCGUCGUCUUGGUCGACUUCUUCGAGUGGCAGCGAGGCCAAUGGUCACACAAACGGGCUUCACUUGACAUCGCCGGACGACGAGGCAGCGCACGACGUCCGGCUCCAGCGGCGUCCGAGUCCGGCUGGUCGACUCGCCGUCGGCGUCUCUUCGCCAUCCGGUAUCGCCGGAUCUCGAAGCUGUCGCGGCUGGCUCGAGUUCGCCGCCGCCUACGACCACACUCGUCAGGAGCUCGGCGUCCGCGUCCUCCGUUGCCUCGACCUCCUGUCCGACACGACGACGACAGCAACGGCGACGUCGACCUCAGCUGAGUUUGCCUCGGCCGGACUCGAACAAGGCGGCAGUGAGGCGGUGGAGGCGAGUCUUGUCGACCCCUACGUCAAAGUACAAUUGCUGCCCGAGAAACGGCAUCGGGCGCGCACUCGAGUUCUUCGUGCCACCAACUGUCCCGAGUUCGAGGAGCGCUUCGUCUUCUCAGGCCUCACGGUCAAUCAGGUGAAGGCGAGCAGCCUGCACUUCGUCGUGCUCUGCUACGAUCGUUUUUCACGAGACCAGAUCAUCGGCGAAGUCGUCUGCUCUCUGGUCGACCUGGGCCUCAACAUGUCCCAAGAAGUGGCCGUCACCAAAGAGAUUCUUUCUAGACAAUUUAAGGUGAGACGAAGCCUAUUUUUGCUCCAUCUCCCGGUCUCCUUUCGAGCCCCUUUUUCUCCGCCACAAAACCUCACAGGCUUUAAGGACCGAUAUUUCAGUUUUACCAACUUCCCAAGAGCAGGCCUCCGGAUGCCUCACCGUCUCAUCCCCGACCCCAACAUAAUUUGA
Messenger RNA from Protopolystoma xenopodis, 1080 nucleotides. The record is from the annotation of a GenBank genome assembly. NCBI's taxonomy places the organism in Eukaryota, Metazoa, Platyhelminthes, Monogenea, Polystomatidea, Polystomatidae.